AUGUUUUCUAUUCAACACACAGUUGCAGUCGUGGAACAAAUUGAAUUCUACUUUGGCCCCUUUAAUCUCUCGCAAGACCCCUACCUCCUGAGCAUAAUCGGUGCUGAUGGGUGGGUCCUGCUGGCCGAGAUUUGCAGCUGGCCAAGAAUGGCGCAAUUGGGCGCCUCAGACCCCUUUCAGGUUGCCAGGGCUAUUGUCUCCUUUUCGCUAGCGCUUGACGUGGACGCCUCAUUCCAGUUUGUCCGCUUGAGGGGGAACCCGGCUUUCAUAGUACCUGGGCCGUUCGUAUCCUCAAGGCACCAGCCCCAACUCAUCGUCCCCCGACAUCCUCUGGCACAACACUCGCCUUACCCAGACUUCUGUGGAUCAUCACUCCCCCCACAUGGUCACAUUGGACAUUCAGAGAGCUCGGGGACUACAUUUCAACAUCAGUACCCCGUGUGGCCGCAAUCGCUGACUAUGCCGUCCUGGUCAGUACAGCUUCCCGGCCGGCAACCUGUUACCAGCCCCACGGAAAAUUCAACUCAGUUUUCUGAUGCAUGCCCCUCGACGAAACUGCAGGCUCGUGCUGGAAGCCCUGACUUGUCACACCAAGUUGCAGAGCUUCCAUGUCAACCGGGACAUUACUUGCCCGGCAUCCAUUUGCAGAAAGAACCAUCUGCGCUGGCGGCAGCAACAGUAGAUGAUCCAAAUCAAGGUGAUUGCCAGGUGGAGAGACUACAUUCCCCCCUCUCUGAGCACAGGUUAAAGUGCUGUAUAGAAGAGGGAGCUAGUUCCGCAAGGAAGACUUUGCAAACGGCAGCAAGAAGCAGAGAUGCUGCACGUGGAACGAAAACCAGCCCCCACGCGCCUGACCGAAGAAUGCAGAUGAACGGCGACACUAGACUGCUCCGCCAUGAAGCCGUGAGAGAUGGGCGGCACAUAGAGCGAGGGCGCAGUCAAGAUAAGUGGAAGCAACUGUUGUCAUCAAUUGGGCACAAGGGGUCUCAGAGAGAUAACUUGCAAGUGCAUGCCCACUGCCCUGGAGCAAUCGAAAAGAUGGCGUCCGACGUAAGCUCGGACGAAAAUGACGCUAAGCGUCUUGGACAGGUUCGCACAACCGGACCGCGGCUCCGAUGUUCGUCAACACAUCACCGGCACAGCAAAGGUGCUGGCCUUCAGAGCUGUGAAGUGCACUCCUGUGGACCUCCUCAUGACAUGAAACAUAGCAGGUGCAUGCCCGAUUCGCACCAACCGUUCAUGGGCGCAACGAGCGUCAACGGCUUAUCGAGCGGCAAACGGCAAACGUAUCAGCGUUGGUAUGGAAAAGGCCAACAACAAAAUGGAGUUUGUCGAAGCAAGGAAAGAAGAAGGGAUAGGCAAGGGGAGCACUCGCCUUUGAAUCUGGCGAAUUUCCCUGCGCUCCCACGAGCGCGGAAGAGAGGGUUCAAUGCAGGGUCAGAAAAGUCGAUCAAAAGGAGCGUACCAGUUCUCACAUUAGCGUGGGCGAAGAAACUCACAUCGGUCGCCCGAAACGCAUCUCCUCCACCCUGA
Molecule: messenger RNA, 1533 nt
Organism: Chondrus crispus (carragheen)
Lineage: Eukaryota; Rhodophyta; Florideophyceae; Gigartinales; Gigartinaceae
Exons: 1
Coding region: 1-1533 (510 amino acids)
Source: RefSeq, a predicted model, not a curated record